CAGCACGCACUCUUUAGUCUUUACUCUACUCGCUAUCUCUGUCCCAUUCACAUUCAGCCUAUCCACUUUCCUACCGCUAAAGAACCCAUGGCUGACCCAAAAAGUCAUUACUCCAUGGCCAUCCAACCCCAACAACCACCCUCCUCAGUUACCGGAAAACACAGGAUUCUCAUCACUGCCCCUAACUUCCUCAGGCUCUUAUCCAUUCUAUUCUCCGCGGCUUCCAUCGCCGUCAUGGUCACCUCCAACCAAACGGUUUCCCUCUUCUCCUUGUCCCUUGAGGCUCACUUUUACUACUCUUCAGCUUUCAAAUACUUUGUUGCUGCAAAUUCUGUAGUGUGUCUCUUCACUCUGUUGACACUCAUACUCAACUUUCUGCUGGGACAACAAUUACUAAUGCGGAGGGACUAUUAUUUCUAUCUAUUCACACAUGAUAUGGUGGUGACGGUGCUAUUGAUGUCUGGAUGCGCCGCAGCAACAGCAGUUGGCUAUGUGGGUCAGUACGGGCAGGAUCAUAUGGGUUGGCAGCCGCUGUGUGAUCAUGUUGCCAAGUUCUGCAGAUCCACUUUGGUUUCUAUUUUGCUCUCUUAUUUCUCCUUCUUUUCCUAUUUCGCCCUCUCUCUCUUGGAGGCAUAUUCUUCCAUCUCUUCUCCUUUCCCUUCUCCACACUAAGUUAAACUCCAUGCAUCAUUCAUUAAGUUAAUCCAAUAGUUAAAAAUUUAAAUUUACAUGUAUUUAAUCGAUGCACUGUUCUAUUGUCGUCUUCGACGUUGAGCUCUGGUUGCCAUAGUGGUCCCUCGACCCCCUUUUCGACAGUAACAGCAAAUUGAGGGAUGAACUAGCACUUCCUUUUCAGGCAGAACAAAUUGAUGCACAAUAUGAAUCUCAGAAACCACUUUAAAAAUUUAAUCCGGAGUAUAUCUUGUAUGAUGUUUAAGAGUUUUGCUUUUCUUGUUUGUAAUUAUAGGUAGAUUGGUAAGCAGUUGAGUUUAUUGUUAUGUUAUGUUCAUGUAUGUAAUUUUGGGGCAGAAAUUUUAGGCUAAGUGUCUGCUUUAUUCGGGCAAGAAUAGCACACACAGCGUUAGGAUCGGAGAAGGAAGUUUACGAAUGGUGACAAUAUUAUUAUUAUACCUUAAUAUCAUCACUUCGCUUUCCGUUUU
Molecule: messenger RNA, 1160 nt
Organism: Arachis stenosperma
Lineage: Eukaryota; Viridiplantae; Streptophyta; Magnoliopsida; Fabales; Fabaceae
Product: CASP-like protein 1F2
Exons: 3
Coding region: 88-672 (194 amino acids)
Source: RefSeq, a predicted model, not a curated record